AUGUCGCGACAAUACCUCGCGUGGGGCUCCGCAGACAAUGCGCACCCCGUGGAUAUCUUCUCUCUGGCAGUAACGGACAAGCAGGUCCUGUCUGCCUCGGGUUCCCCGUCUCUCAAGGUGCAUUCCACCACUGAGGCAGACUUCCCGUUAGUCCAAUCGAUCGAAGGAGCUCACACUUUGGGCUGCCACCAUGUGGUCACCGAUGCCAAAGGCUCCCGCGCCAUCAGUGCAGGUUUUGCAGGCGACAUCAAAGUCUGGUCUUGCCAGGAUGGCCACUGGUCUGCUGAUGAGACUUCUUCAGCCAACCUAGCCAACGUGAGAGUGUGGGCAGUGGCAUUGGCCGAGGACGGUCAGUACUUGGCCGGUGUCUCCCAAGAUGGCCGAGUUGGAGUAUGGGAUCUAGGUGCGAACGGGGCUCAAAUCCGAGACCACGAGACCAAGGGCAGCUUCGGUACUUGUAUCGACCUGUCACCCGAUGGCCGGUUCAUUGCCAGUGGACAUGAAAAUGGUGCCGUUUACAUCUUCAGUACUGAAACAGGCCGCAUGCCAUUCUCUCUGUCCGGCUUGGUGAAGCCAGUUCGAUCAGUGGCUUUCUCACCCGGAGGGAAGAUCCUGGCAGCAGCUGGAGACUCCAAGGUGAUCGUGCUGUAUGACACAUCCUCCGGGGAACAAAUUGCAAACCUUGCAGGCCAUGCUGCGUGGGUAUUGUCUCUUUCCUGGAGCUCCACAGGGGAGUAUCUUCUCAGCAGUUCAUUUGAUGGGAAAGCCAAGGUCUGGUCCAUGGAUACCAAGAUGUGCGUCGCCACCCAAUCUGAGACAGAAAAGGCCGUCUGGAGCGUGAAUUGGCUGCCCAAGAGCAGCCGGUCCGAGGCCUUUGUGACUGCUGGCGCAAACAGGAGCCUUGCUUUUUACCGCGAGGCUACCGGGGGGUAA
Messenger RNA from Penicillium pulvis, 933 nucleotides. RefSeq names its product SKI complex subunit WD repeat protein SKI8. Bases 1 to 933 code for a protein of 310 amino acids. The transcript has 7 exons. Lineage: Eukaryota; Fungi; Ascomycota; Eurotiomycetes; Eurotiales; Aspergillaceae. The record is from RefSeq and is a predicted model, not a curated record. Gene Ontology annotation, cellular component: Cdc73/Paf1 complex. Gene Ontology annotation, molecular function: protein binding.